AUGAAAGCUUUUCAACAGCAUAUAUUGUUCCCGCAAGAAGUGAAAGCUGCUACGAAUAAUAUAAUCAGACAAUCUAUGGGAUAUGAUACGACUAACCAAGGUCUGCAAUUCAAAUAUUUGAUAGACGAAAACACGAUCGGGAAAAUGGUAGAAGAUAAGUUAUUUAAAUUGUGGGGUUGGUUUACGACAGUUGGAACUUUUGUGUCUGGGCUAAUGGGAAUAUUCUUUGUUGUAAAAUUAAUAUUAACAAUUGUUGACACAGGGCCAACUACGUCAUGCAAAAAUACUGUUUAUAGUAUAAUAUAUAGAACAUUUUCUUCGAAAGCAACAGAUUAUGGUAAAGCCACCGAACAACAAGCUAUCGUCGCUUUGGAAAAAAAAUUAAAUUGUAAAGUGAAUCAAUGUGGACUUAUUAUUGAUGAAGAUUUUCCUUAUUUAGCAGCUUCUCCUGACGGUCUUGUCAAUGAUGAUUUUAUAGUUGAAAUUAAAUGUCCAUUUGGAGUAAAAGACACUAAAACAUUUUUAGAAGCUAUAGACAGUAAAAAAUUAUCAUUCUGUCGUCUCAGUGAAAACGGUAAAAUGGAAUUAAAAGUGGAUCAUAGUUACUAUUAUCAAGUUCAGGGACAAAUUCGAAUUUCAAAACGAAAUUUUUGUUAUUUCGUCGUUUAUUCGGCAAGUUGGAUAGAAAUACAAAUAAUUACUUUCGAUGAUGCUUUCUGGCAAGACAAAAUGAUUGAAAAGUUAAAAAUAUUUUAUACAGAAUGCUUACUUCCAGAAAUAGUCAAUCCCCAGUACGGAAAGAGGCUGUUGAUAGACGACAUUUUAGAUCCUCAGCAUAUUUUGGAAAAUAUAAAAGCAAAAUUACAUCAAUGAAAAAAAAAAAUUGAAACUUUUUCUAAA
Molecule: messenger RNA, 900 nt
Organism: Metopolophium dirhodum (rose-grain aphid)
Lineage: Eukaryota; Metazoa; Arthropoda; Insecta; Hemiptera; Aphididae
Exons: 5
Coding region: 1-873 (290 amino acids)
Source: RefSeq, a predicted model, not a curated record